Corythoichthys intestinalis (scribbled pipefish) is the source of this 2710-nucleotide messenger RNA. Its product is annotated as fibronectin type III domain-containing protein 4-like. The transcript is spliced from 7 exons. Gene Ontology annotation, cellular component: plasma membrane; extracellular region. Gene Ontology annotation, molecular function: protein binding. The record is from RefSeq and is a predicted model, not a curated record. Bases 496 to 1197 code for a protein of 233 amino acids. NCBI's taxonomy places the organism in Eukaryota, Metazoa, Chordata, Actinopteri, Syngnathiformes, Syngnathidae.
UCCUCCCUCCUUCCCUAUCAUUUCCCCCAACUAUCAGAUGCAGUGCAGCUAUGGGCUGGACGCAUCUCCAUCUUUGCCCUAAAACAAAUCCAGAGCUCCUCUUGUUAUUUUUUGAGGAAUCCACAUUCUGCUCUUCAGGCGAACAAACCACCACCACCGUGUUUGUCGCGCACCCUUUUGGCGCAAAGCUCUCACCGCUGGAUGGACGCGGAGCUCCAACUACCUGUUAGCACCUCGCAUUAAAAAACGGAGGAAUUUUGAGCGCACACUCGUUGAUGGACAGUGUGAGAGUGGAAAAGACCAAAACAGCUUAAGAGGAAAACUGCGCUGCAUCUUUUCCUCACCUAAUUUUUUGCCAUUUUUCUUUUUCUUGAGAAGAUGUCAAGUGGUUUGUGGUGACCUUGAGGUCGAAAAAUCCCGACAGUCUCGCUGUAAGGCGGAGGUGGAAGAAGGUGCGCGCCGAGGACCCAAUCGUGGGCGCACUCUCAUCAGGUUAUGACCGCGUUUUCUCACUUGGACACCAGGCUGCUCCUGCCGCUGAUGAUACUGAUAAUGGGAUGCUUGAUGGUUGGUGGAACUGCACCAGCUGCCCCAGUGAACGUGUCGGUAACCCAGCUGAGAGCCCAUUCGGCCAGGAUCACCUGGAAUGUUCCUCUGGGAGACACAGUGAUUGGAUAUGCCAUCUCGCAGCAGAGGCAAGACGGCCUGAUGCAACGCUCCAUUCGCGAAGUGAACACGUCAAGUCGCUGGUGUGUGCUGUGGGACCUGGAUGAGGACACACACUACAGUGUGCAGGUGCAGUCCGUUGGACUUCAUGGAGACAGUCAACCCAGCCAUGCCAUCCACUUCAGGACGCUAGAAAGAAGCGACCACUACCCAGCUGGAGUGCUGGACCACCACGAACCUGCUAUGGAGGGUUUGGGAAUGACGCCUCACCUGCAGACUGGAGAGUUGCUCAUCAUCACCACAGUGCUGCUGCUGUGGGCAGCUGUUAUCGCCCUAUUCUGCCGGCAGUACGACAUCAUCAAAGACAAUGACUCAAAUGGGACCCGAGAAAAGGCCAAGAGGCCGCUGGUUCCGGUUGCGUCCUCCUACUACAACGCCUCUCCUACUAGCUCUCCCAUCUACCAUAACGGUGCCAUUCACAGUGGCAGGCUUCACCGAGCCUCCUCAUCUAUCAGCAUUAUACGAGUCUGAUGGCUGUCCGGGGUCCUUGGAGGUACUUCAUCAGGGAACUUGCCAGGAUUUGAUCACAACAAACUCAAAGACUAAACCAACUUGGCUUAGGGCCUAUUUUAGUAGAGGAUAUGACAUAAGAAAGGCAACCGAGACUCAAAAACAAAUGAAAAUUUCCUAUCAAGAAUUAGGGAAGUGAUCAACUUGUUGUGGUCCCGGAUGUGGAGGGUCUACCGCUUUCCGUUUCCUGCCUGCCCGAAGGGACUCGUGGAAGACUGGCUCAAUUCCCAUAUCCGGUUUUGCUGCUCAAAGAUUCGCGUGAAUGUUAGCCAGCAUGAAAGGCACAUCUGCACAUCCCUGUGCUUUUGUUGUUGCUUUUUUUGGCGUAUGUGUGUGUGUCUUUGUUACUAAGUGCAGGGCAGUCAUAUUUUGCAAACCAACUAGAACUUGUGUGGAGUUUCAUUGUUUAGUCAAGGAUUGAAUAUUAUAUUACUAACACAAAAAUAACAAUAAUAAUGGCUUUUCCUCUGAGCGUAUUUUGUGGUACUCAAGACCACUUUAUACAGGAUUAAUGCAACAAAAUGAAUCUAAAUGCUUGAUCAUGAUUUUGAUGUCUGCCAAUAUUGUGGGGUCUUAUAGGUUCAAGACAGUUCUCUUCAUAUGCCACAUUUAUGCAUUGUGUACACCUAUCACUAACCUACCUUAGUAGUCAAGUCAUGAUUAGAGUAUAGAUUUGUAUGAAAAACACUUCUAGGCCAUUUUUGUAAAAUAUCAGACAUUCACACACAAAAAAAUAAUAAUUAACUGCUUUACCACACAUGCAACUUUUUGCAUGGGGUCCUUUGUUUAAUGCACUAAUUGACAUUUAGCCUUAAUUUACACUUUUAAAAUAAAGAUUCCUGAGUCCUCCCACUCUUCUAAUUCAAGGGACAAUGUUGACAUCUUGCUGUGAGAGGAAACCAAACAGGUUUUAAAACCACCACAGGUUUGAACGUUUUUCACUAGCAAUGAAUGUGUGUAAUUGACAAAAGCAAAAGCCACACGCUUUUACCAGUUGAUGAUGUGGAAUGAAAGAGUGGCAAUUUUCACAGAUGUAUUAUAGCUUUUGAAAUAGUUAAUUAAAUGGUCCAAUUAUUUACAUUAAAAUGCAUUGAGAUAAUGCACUUUUCUGAUGAUAAAUCCGAAGACAGAUUUUAAGGGCUUUAUCUGGCUCAGGAAACAGAAGACUAUAUUAUUCUCAUACUUUUUAGUUUAUGAUAAAGAUAUUCACAAUUUUUGGAGUAAACGGAUGGAGAGUUUGGGUCCCCAAAUGAAGAAAUACAGCCCUAAGAGUGACGAUGUACUUUUUCCACAGUUUUUCUUGGUAAUAUGUCGGGAAAUAUAUAUGGAUGCAGAGGAUGUCUGAUCAGUCUGAUAUAAUGUACAAAGAACAUGGUCUAUUUCAAUAAAAACGGAUUUUGACUUUCUUAUGCAUCGCGUCAUUUCGUCUCACGAACAGCAGAUGUCGCAUUAGCGCCAUAGUAAUUAAUACAAA